Molecule: messenger RNA, 333 nt
Organism: Patiria miniata (bat star)
Lineage: Eukaryota; Metazoa; Echinodermata; Asteroidea; Valvatida; Asterinidae
Product: vegetative cell wall protein gp1-like
Exons: 2
Coding region: 1-333 (110 amino acids)
Source: RefSeq, a predicted model, not a curated record
AUGCCUGAGCCCCUCCUCUUAAUAAAAGAGACCCGAAUCGAAUCGAACCGACUCGAGCCAAGCAGAGCUGAGCUUAGCCAAGCCAAACCAAGACAAGCUGAGCGAAGCCCCAGCCCAACCCAGCCCAGUCCAGCCAAGCCAGAUCCAACCGACCCCAUCCAAGCCGAGCCCAGUCCGGAUAACCACAAACCCAGUCCAGUCCAGCCCACCCCAACCGAACCCAGCCCACCCCAAUCUAACCCAGCCAAGCCCAGCCCAGCCCAACCCAACCCAACCCAGCAAAUCCACGCACAGAUAGUCCAGGCCAAUCCACUCCAAUCUAGCCCAUCUUAA